Ctenopharyngodon idella (grass carp) is the source of this 2323-nucleotide messenger RNA. RefSeq names its product deltex E3 ubiquitin ligase 3L b, tandem duplicate 1 (gene dtex3lb.1). NCBI's taxonomy places the organism in Eukaryota, Metazoa, Chordata, Actinopteri, Cypriniformes, Xenocyprididae. The transcript is spliced from 7 exons. The record is from RefSeq and is a predicted model, not a curated record. The coding region runs from base 190 to 1854 and encodes 554 amino acids.
UUAUUACAUGCACUGCAUUCACUCCUUCCUUUUUUAAUACAAAUACUGGAUUGUUUUCCCAAACUUGCCAGCUUUCGCUUUCGCUUCAAACACCAUUCGAUCGGGUUGAAGAUUUGCAGCUCAGUUUCACACAGCUCACGGUUUUCGUUCUGUAGACAUUAUAUGAAACGAAAAUGAAAGUAGGCCUAAAUGCGUUUCACUGUUAUUGAUAUUGGCAGAAAUGCAAGGCUAAGUUUUCAUUCAGUUGCUGACUGGAGAAUCUCUUACACUGAUGUCAUUACAGGAACAGACAGUCGAAUGGAGAUUUACGAAUAUGACUUAUAUACAGCAGGAGCUGAAGGUCAAGACUCUAGAACAACUCUGAUUGACAUGAUGCAUCUAAACUUCACAACGGAUCGAACACACAGAUCAGACUUAAAGUUAGAAGAGGACAUCUAUACAGCUAGAGAUGAAAGUCCACAACCUUCAGCACCACUGGAUAUUGCCAAAUUUAUAAUCAAAGUGGAUGGGAGAGAACCAUUUCCAGACAGAUGGAGAGCAACAUUACAGAAAGCCCUUCAGAGCUGUUUGUCCAGACUGGAAGGAAAAGCAUCUGUCCAUCGCCUUAAACUCAUGGAUGAUCCAUCCUGUGCAGAGGUGCAGAUAACACCAUCAACAGCUCUAGAAGUGUUAAAAAAGCACACACCUAUAUCUUUAAAGUUUAAAGAUAAGGAAGGUAAAUUUAAGGAAGUGGCUGCACGGAUUUGUCUGGAUGAAGCACGUUCUGUGACUGUUCCACAAAAGUCCAUGCUAAAGGAGAACAGAGCUCCAUCAACAAAGGUGAUCGGCUCUGUGCAUAAUAUUGAGGACGCCACUGCAUCUAUUAGAGCUCCAAAUGAAGCUGAGACCAGUAACACUGAUAAAAUGACGCCUGAGACAUCAGCUGGAUUCACCCUCCCUCUCUAUCAGUUCUGGUACAUUCAUCACGCUUACAGAAAGGAGUUAGAACAAUUUGAGAAACAGCAUGGAGUCUCUAUUUGUGCAGAAGUGUCCGUCUCAAUCAAACAUAUGCAGAGAUCAAGCCCUGAUUCUGUGUCUAAAACCACUGCAGACUUUCAGACACUUGUUCAGAGAUGUACGGAUAGUUUUAGUGAUGCUGUCAUUAGUCAUAAUCACAUGGAUUCAGAUAUUGUGAAGCAGGCCCUUCGUCACAUCCAGUCAGAGGAGACAAAGAUGAUGUUCACCAUGUCUGCCAGUAACUGCCUGUUCUUUGGACCGAAUAAAUUUACAGACAUAAUUAAGAGAGAGGUAGAAGAAACGAGAGUGGAAGGCCAAUUCAAUGACAAGUCUUUAUUGGACAUGGACACAAAGGAUCUUCCAAUUCAACUUGAGAUGGACAAGGUUCAUUGGGAUCUAAUGAAACUUUCCUAUAAGGAGAAAUUAUCACAGCUUGAAACAAAGUAUGGAGUGUCAUUUCAUGAAGAAAAACAGCAGAAAAAAUUAACCAUUAAAGUUGAAGCUCAGUCCAAAGGAGUUCAACAUAUUAAUCUUGAAAGUCAUGCCAUCAGAGCUUUAACACAACUCUACCAGAAACUUGCAUCAGCCGCUGUCACCUGUGAACUCAGAAACCCUACAGACGAAACUCUUGUGGCCUCAACAGUACAGAAGCUUCAGCAGCAGCAUCAUCGUGUUGUUGCAGCAGAUGUAUUCAGUCCAUGGAGGCUUGUUGGACUGCCAGAGCACCUCGGUCCUGCCAUUGCUGAAAUUGAGAAGAUGUUUCAGAAGAGUGUGUUUCAUGACAAGAUGAAGAAAUUGAUCGGUUACUCAGGGGAUAUUCCUCACGCAAGAGGAAUCAAAUGGAAUCAGGUGAAAUAAGCCCAGGAGGUGAAAAAUGAACAACAAAGAAAAUCUCAGAUCAUCUUAGAUGUGUGCUUAACUUUUAGUCAUUGAGUUAUUUGUAUGAUUUAUGACUUCUGAUCGUUGAUUUACAUAUUUCUGUGAACUGUGUAUUCAUUCUUGACUUGAGUUUAGAACAGAGAUCUCCACUGUGCCUCAACAAGAAUAGAUGAUAUUCCUGUAAUAUUAAAAGGCUGAAAAACUGUGAUUAAUGCAGCACAAAUAAUCAUGUUAUACAUGUUUUUUUUUAUUUUUAUUUUUUUUAUUUUCUACUCUUCGUUCUUUAUGCUCAUCAUUGGAAGACACUUAGUUAAAGGAAAGGUAAAAAAAGUCUUGCAUUUAUUCUGUUAUUCUGUCAACCAUUUUUAGCUUUAAAAGAUUACAAUAAAUGUAAAUGUUCUUGUAACCAAAGCCUUUUUGAUGUAAUAAAUCGAUAUGUUAGAGCUUA